This is a messenger RNA of Rotaria socialis, 1413 nucleotides long. NCBI's taxonomy places the organism in Eukaryota, Metazoa, Rotifera, Eurotatoria, Philodinida, Philodinidae. The record is from the annotation of a GenBank genome assembly.
AUGGCAGACUUUGUAGCAAAACAAACAUCAUCAGAAAUGUCAAACAUAGAAUAUCCUCGAAAACUUCUUCGUGCUGCAACUUAUGAGUCGGUCAUGCCUUCGAUCAAACGUAGAAAGCGACUUCUAAGUGAACAGAAUGAAUAUCAAAAUUUAGUAACUCAAUUGAGUAAUGAUAAAAUUUACCCAAACAAAAAAUCUAAAACAGAAUGGUAUUUUGAUGACGCAAAAGACGACAAUCAUAGUGUACUAUGCUUUUCUUCUCUUUCUUCCUUCGAGAACACGAUAAACUGUUCGCCUUCAACUAGUUAUCAACGUCGCAAAAGUUUUACUUAUAUAAAUGACCCUUCGUAUUCACAACUGACAUCAGUCCUUCAAACAUCAACAACAACUACAAGUAUGCUUGUCUGCCAGCAAAAACUAGUAAUUGAUAAUAAUAAUGAAAAUGAACAAGGAGAUAAAAGCAAUUCUUCAAAUUUGAUAACCUCAGCUCAAGUAUCAGCCUAUAUCACAACUGCAAUUAAUAUGCAAAAUGAAAAUCUAUUAAUAAUUGAUUGUGGUUCACCAUUGCGGUAUAAUGAACGACGUAUAAAAGAAUCGCUUUUACUAAAUAUAAAUGAUAAAUUAUCGAAAAAACGUUUAAUAAGUCGUGGCUUAAAGAAUUUUCUUGAUCAAAACCAAUUAAACCGUUUAAAUCAAUCUGAAAUUAUUAUUCUUUAUGAUGAUUCAAUUCAACGAUCUUCGUGUUCAUGUUCAUGUUCAAACUCAACAGUUCCAAAAGAAAUUUCACCAAUAAUGAAAUGUAUAUUGAACGAAAUACAACGAUAUGAUUCUAAAAAAAUAGUUUAUAUACUGCAAUCAUCAUUCGAUGAAUUUUAUCAAUACUAUCCAACAUUUUGUUAUAUCAGUUUGUCUGAUUGUCCUGAUAACGACAUAUCAUAUGCUUCUCUAACAACAGAUAUUGAAUCCUAUACAAUGUCUGAAGUAAUACCCGGUCUUUAUCUUGGUAAUGCACAAGAUGCUGAAGAUAUGAAUUUAUUAAAACAAAAUGAUAUUAAAUCAAUCAUUAACAUUUCAACAUCAAUUCCUUGUCACUAUGCAAAUGAAAAAAUAUUUGAUUAUCUUCAAUUACCUUGUUAUGAUUCGUGUCGAGAAAAUAUUCUUCAAUAUUUCGAUCACACACUAGAAUAUAUACAUCAGAAAUUAUUAUUAAACCAAAAUAUUCUUGUGCAUUGCCAAGGUGGAGUUAGUCGUAGUCCAUCAUUUGUUAUUGGCUAUUUAAUAAAAUAUCAUUCGAAAACAUUUGAUCAAGCAUAUUCGUUUACGAAAGAAAAAAGAAAAAUAAUCAACCCAAAUUUUUAUUUUCUUACACAGUUGAAACGCUAUGAACAAACGAUACAAUCAGCUAUGAAGUAA